Molecule: messenger RNA, 4059 nt
Organism: Marmota monax (woodchuck)
Lineage: Eukaryota; Metazoa; Chordata; Mammalia; Rodentia; Sciuridae
Gene: Polg
Product: DNA polymerase gamma, catalytic subunit
Exons: 24
Coding region: 299-3997 (1232 amino acids)
Biological process (GO): mitochondrial DNA replication
Cellular component (GO): gamma DNA polymerase complex; mitochondrion
Molecular function (GO): DNA binding; DNA-directed DNA polymerase activity; 3'-5' exonuclease activity
Source: RefSeq, a predicted model, not a curated record
CGGGAAGUUGCGGCUGCCAGCGAGGCGGACUGGUCGUCGGAGGCCACACACUACCUGGCGCUGCGCAGGCCGCGCGGAGGGGACCCCGUGUCGUCAGCCUAGGGUCGAGGCAGGCCGACCGGGAAGCACCGGGCCGAGGAUUUGUGGGAGGAAGGCAGGCAUGGUCAGACCCAUUUCACUGACAGGAAAACAGAGACAGGACGUGUCUCUCUCCAAGUUUUUCACCCAGUAAAAGCAGCCAAACUGGAGGCCAAAGCCAGGUGUCCUGAUUCCCAGCGGGGGGCUCCCUGCACCAACCAUGAGCCGCCUGCUCUGGAAGAAGGUAGCCGGCGCCACCGUCGGGCCAGGGCUGGUUCCAGCAACGGGCCGCUGGGUCUCCAGCUCCGUCCUCGACCCCUUCCCCAGCGACGGGCAGCUGCGGCCUCAGCAGCCGCAAGUGCCAUCCUUGGAGGGCGGGCAGCUGCGGCACAACCCAUUGCACAUCCAGAUGCUCUCGAGAGGGCUUCACGAGCAAAUCUUCGGGCACGGAGGGGAGAUGCCCGACGAGGCCGCGGUGCGCCGCAGCGUCGAGCAUCUGCAGAAGCACGGGCUCUGGGGGCAGCCGGCCGCGCCCAUGCCAGACGUGGAGUUGCGCCUGCCGCCGCUCUACGGGGGCAGCCUGGACCAGCACUUCCGCCUCCUGGCCCAGAAGCAGAGCCUGCCUUACCUGGAGGCGGCCAACUCCCUGUUGCAGGCCCAGCUGCCCCCCCAGCCCCCGAGCUGGGCCUGGGAGGAGGGCUGGACCCGGUACGGCCCCGAGGGGGAGGCCGUACCCGUGGCCAUCCCCGAGGAGCGGGCCCUGGUGUUCGACGUGGAGGUCUGCUUGGCAGAGGGAACUUGCCCCACAUUGGCGGUGGCCAUAUCCCCCUCGGCCUGGUAUUCUUGGUGCAGCCGGCGGCUGGUGGAAGAGCGUUACUCUUGGACCAACCAGCUGUCGCCGGCUGACCUCAUUCCCCUGGAGGUCCCUGCCAGUGCCAGCAGCUCCACCCAGCGGAAUUGGCAGGAGCAGUUAGUGGUGGGACACAAUGUUUCCUUUGAUAGAGCCCAUAUCAGGGAGCAGUACCUGAUUCAGGGCUCUCGCAUGCGCUUCCUGGACACCAUGAGCAUGCACAUGGCCAUCUCAGGGCUGAGCAGCUUCCAGCGCAGUCUGUGGGUGGCAGCCAAACAGGGCAAGCACAAGGCCCGGCACCCUACACAGCGAGGCCAGAAGUCCCAGCGCAAAGCCAAUGGCCACGUGAUCUCAUCCUGGGACUGGAUGGACAUCAGCAGCAUCAACAAUCUGGCAGACGUGCAUCACCUCUAUGUGGGGGGACCUCCCUUAGAGAAGGAGCCUCGAGAAUUGUUUGUCAAGGGCAGCAUGCAGGACAUCCGUGUGAACUUCCAGGACCUGAUGCAGUACUGUGCCCGGGACGUGUGGGCUACCUAUGAGGUUUUUCAGCAGCAGCUGCCGCUCUUCUUGGAAAGGUGUCCCCACCCUGUGACUCUAGCUGGCAUGUUGGAGAUGGGUGUUUCCUACCUGCCUGUCAACCAGAACUGGGAGCGAUACCUCGCAGAGGCACAGAACACCUAUGAAGAGCUCCAGCGGGAGAUGAAGAAGUCACUGAUGGACCUGGCCAAUGAUGCCUGCCAGCUGCUCUCAGGAGAUAGGUACAAAGAAGACCCCUGGCUCUGGGAUUUAGAGUGGGAUCUGCAAGAGUUCAAGCAGAAGAAGGCAAAGAAGGUGAAGGAGUCAGCCACAGCUAGCAAGUUGCCUGUCGAGGAGGCUGGGGAUCCCAUGGAUCAGGAAGACCCCGGCCCCCCCAGCGAGGAGGAGGAGGUUCAAAGAGAUGUCAUGGCCCAUGCCUGCUUGCAACAGCUGAAGGGCACCACAGAGGUGCUAUUGCCCAAGCGGCUCCAGCACCUUCCUGGACACCCUGGGUGGUACCGGAAGCUCUGUCCACGACUAGAUGACCCUGAAUGGACCCCAGGCCCCAGCCUUGUCAGCCUGCAGAUGCGCGUCACACCUAAACUCAUGGCAUUGACCUGGGACGGCUUCCCUCUGCACUACUCAGAGCGACAUGGUUGGGGCUACCUGGUGCCUGGGCGGCGGGACAACCUGGCUAAAGGGCCAAUUGGCACCACCCUAGAGUCACCUGGGGUGGCCUGCCCCUAUAGAGCCAUCGAGUCCCUAUACAGGAAGCACUGUCUUGAACAGGGGAAGCAGCAGGUGGAGCCCCAGGAGGCAGGCCUGGCUGAGGAGUUCCUGCUUUCUGAUAACAGUACCAUGUGGCAUACGGUAGAAGAACUAAGCUGCCUGGACAUGGAGGCUGAGGCCAAGAUGGAGAACCUGUGUGCUGCAGAACUGGGUCAACCCCUAGCUCUGACUACUGCUUGUGGGCCCAAGGCCAGCCAGCCCAGUUAUCAUCAUGGCAAUGGACCUUACAAUGAUGUGGAUAUCCCUGGAUGCUGGUUUUUCAAGCUGCCUCAUAAGGAUGGCAAUAGCUGUAAUGUGGGCAGCCCCUUUGCAAAGGACUUCCUGCCCAAGAUGGAGGAUGGCACCCUGCAGGCUGGCCCAGGAGGUGCCAGUGGUCCCCGUGCCCUGGAAAUCAACAAAAUGAUUUCUUUUUGGAGAAAUGCCCAUAAACGUAUCAGCUCCCAGAUGGUGGUGUGGCUUCCUAGGUCAGCUCUGCCCCGUGCUGUGACCAGGCACCCUGACUAUGAUGAGGAAGGCUGCUAUGGGGCCAUCCUGCCCCAGGUAGUGACUGCUGGCACCAUCACCCGCAGGGCCGUGGAGCCUACAUGGCUCACUGCUAGCAAUGCCCGGCCUGACCGAGUAGGCAGUGAGUUGAAAGCCAUGGUGCAGGCUCCACCUGGCUAUGUCCUUGUGGGUGCUGAUGUGGAUUCACAGGAGCUGUGGAUUGCAGCUGUUCUCGGAGAUGCCCACUUCGCUGGCAUGCAUGGCUGCACUGCUUUUGGGUGGAUGACACUGCAGGGCAGGAAGAGCAGGGGCACUGAUCUACACAGUAAGACAGCUACCACAGUAGGCAUCAGCCGUGAGCAUGCCAAAGUCUUCAACUAUGGCCGCAUCUAUGGGGCUGGACAACCAUUUGCUGAACGCCUACUGAUGCAGUUCAACCACCGGCUUACGAGGCAGGAGGCAGCUGAGAAAGCCCAGCAGAUGUAUGCUGUCACCAAGGGCCUCCGACGGUAUCGGCUUUCUGAUGAGGGCGAGUGGCUGGUGAGACAGUUGAACCUCCCUGUGGAAAGGACUGAGGAUGGAUGGAUUUCCCUGCAGGACCUGCGCAAGAUCCAGAGAGCAGCUUCAAGGAAGUCAUGCUGGAAGAAAUGGGAGGUAGUUGCUGAGCGAGCAUGGAUAGGGGGUACAGAAUCAGAAAUGUUCAACAAGUUGGAGAGUAUAGCCACAUCAGACACACCACAGACCCCAGUGCUGGGUUGCCGCAUCAGCCGAGCCCUGGAGCCCUCGGCUGUCCAGGGGGAGUUUAUGACCAGCCGUGUAAACUGGGUGGUGCAGAGCUCUGCUGUGGACUACUUACACCUCAUGCUUGUGGCCAUGAAGUGGCUAUUUGAAGAGUUUGCCAUUGAUGGACGCUUUUGCAUCAGUAUCCAUGAUGAGGUUCGCUACCUGGUACGGGAAGAGGAUCGCUACCGUGCUGCCCUGGCCCUGCAGAUCACCAACCUCCUAACCAGUCUCUCAGCAGGAGGUGUAGGCUGUUUGGAGCAGUGCUGCCCUCCAGCUCCCUGGUUGGGACUGGGGAAUUGGUGCAGGGGAAGCUCUACUAUAAGGGUCGAUAUUGACCAGUGCCUCAGGAAAGAAGUGACCAUGGAUUGUAAAACCCCUUCCAACCCAACUGGGAUGGAAAGGAGAUACGGGAUUCCCCAGGGUGAAGCGCUGGAUAUUUACCAGAUAAUUGAACUCACCAAAGGCUCCUUGGAAAAACGAAGCCAGCCUGGACCAUAGCUCUGCCUGGAGGCACUGUAUUUGCUCCUGUGGAGCUUCAUCGGGGCAGUGCAGGCUCCCAA